Messenger RNA from Acipenser ruthenus (sterlet), 1639 nucleotides. RefSeq names its product E3 ubiquitin-protein ligase TRIM39-like. The transcript has 6 exons. Gene Ontology annotation, molecular function: protein binding. The record is from RefSeq and is a predicted model, not a curated record. The coding region runs from base 1 to 1263 and encodes 420 amino acids. NCBI's taxonomy places the organism in Eukaryota, Metazoa, Chordata, Actinopteri, Acipenseriformes, Acipenseridae.
AUGCAGCGCAAAGUCACUGAGUUGGCAAGAACAGCAGCCAAAGCAGGUCUUGCCAUUAACAAAGACAAAACUAAGGUGAUGCAUAUAAAUAAUUCAAAAGAAGACUGUAUCAUUCUGGAUGGGGAGAAGCUAGAAGAGGGGCUAUUGGAGAUUAAGACAAAGCAACUGAAGAAGAACCAAGAAAAGCUGCAGAAGAAGUUGCAGCAGCUGUCUGCCAGCGAGAAAGAAGUGGAGGUAACAGUUGAAAAGGUGAAGAAUUCUGUGAAAGCCAUGUACGGAGAGAUGCGUGCGCUACUAGAGCAGGAUGAGCAAAACACAUACCGAUUGAUCGAGGCUGAGCACCACAACAUGCUGCGCCAAAUCCACAGCCGGGUGAAUGGGGGGUUCAACUUCAUCGAGGCUGCCAUGAACGUGGUUGAAAACGUGGAGCACAUGGACAAAUUACAGCUCACUGAUUGCGAGAGCAUCAACAUACUGAUGGAGGUCAACUCAAUGAAAAUCAGUGUUGAAGUGUUCGAGGCCAUACAUAAAUCUUUUGGGAAGGACAUCCAAGUUGACAACAAGAGGCUGAAAUCACUGGAGAAUUGUGUAGAUGAAAUCCUGAAGAGCACCAAGAAAUUCCUGCCGCGGCCUUGGCAAUACUCAGAGAACAUCACGUUCGAUGAGAACACCGCUCACAGGAACCUGAGAGUCACAAAGGACCGGCGAGAAAUAAGGUUUGUAUCACAGGCCCAGAGCGUCCUGGAAAAGCCAGAGAGGUUCACCAAGACCCCUAAUGUCAUGGCAACCCAGAUCUUCUCCAGCGGUCGCCACUACUGGGAGGUGAUGAUCAAGGGCAAAGAAAACUGGGGCGUUGGGGUGGCCUACCCCACUAUGCCACGGACUGGGACCAGGAAAGACAUGACGUUAGGUUUCAACAAGGAGUCCUGGGUGUUCCAGUUCUGUGACGGAGAAUUUUACGCCAUGCACAAUGGAGACGCGAUCCACCAGAUCUGCGAGAAGUUUCACCGUCUUGGGGUCUUCCUGGACUAUGAAGAUGGGAAGCUAUCCUUCUAUGCGGUGGACAACUUCUGUCUGUUGUACACCUUCAGAACCAAGUUUCGCAAGCCAGUCACCCCUGCCUUCAAGUCGUAUGACAAGUCGAGUACCUGGCCUAUGGUAUUGUGUCGCAUGCUGCCAGAGCCUAAAGAGCCUGUGCCUGAUAUCGGCGAGCCUAAUCUGAUAAAGGACGAUUCCGUUAGCUAUUUCAAUGAGAGGCUGUGAGUGAAGUAGCCUGUAUGGUGUGCAAAGGCAACCAGUGUUAUGGUGCUCCAUGUUAUGGACAGGGGCUCCAUGUUAUGUUGUAUUACAGAUGUAAAUAAUGUGCACAAAAAUAAUUGUGUCAUCUUUACAGGAAAUGUAUUACCAAUAUAUAUAUAGGUGAUGCCAGGAGGGUGACUAAACCAUCUCUCUUAACAUGGGUUGGCCAUUUUAUGUCUAAAUUACCCAUUGGUGUAUGCUGGGCCAGCUCCUAUAGCUGCAGGCUCAGCAGCCACAAGUAGCUGCCCCAGCUGCUCUGAAAUAAAUAACCUACUAUGCAGCCUUAUGGUUGAUAAAUGCUGCUAGUAUUACUUGUAAUACAUGAGAAAAAUCUUGUAAA